AUGACUCGUAUUGCUCUAGUAACUGGUGCUGCUCGAGGAAUGGGGCGAGCAAUUGCUCUUCGUCUUGCAAGAGAUGGACUUAAUGUAGCUGUUAAUGAUAUCAAUGAAAAUUCUGUUGGACUUCAUGAUACUCGAAAAGAAAUAGAAAAAUUCGGUCGAAAAUCUUUGGCAAUUAUUGCGGAUGUUGCGAAUGAGAAAGAAGUUGAAAUAAUGAUCAAGAAUACUGCAAAAGAAUUAGGAAGUUUAAAUGUUAUGGUGGCGAAUGCUGGAAUUUGUCCAGUAAAACCUCUAAUUGAAUUGUCUGCUGAUGACUGGGAUAAAGUAAUGGGUGUUAAUUUACGUGGUGUUUUUCUUUGUUAUAAAGAAGCUGCAAAAGUAAUGAUUGCUCAAGGUAAUGGAGGUAAAAUUAUUGGUGCUUGUAGUGUAGCUGGUUACAUGGCAGCACCACUGGCAACUCAUUAUUGUGCUAGUAAAUGGGGUGUUCGUGGCUUAACUCAAUCUGCUGCUGUAGAACUAGCUCCAUACAAGAUCACCGUUAAUGCUUAUUGUCCUGGAGUUGUUGAUACUCAGAUGGUCAAUUCAUGUAGUGAACAAUUUGCAGCACAUAACAAAGUGUCAAAAGAAGAUAUCUACAAUAGUUUUUUACAAAAGAUUCCUCUUGGACGCUUGGCUAAACCUGAUGAUAUAGCAAAUUUCGUCUCUUACCUUGCUAGUGAAAAUUCGAACUAUAUAACUGGACAAAGUAUUAUAGUUGAUGGAGGAUUUUCAUUAUCUUAA
Molecule: messenger RNA, 777 nt
Organism: Adineta steineri
Lineage: Eukaryota; Metazoa; Rotifera; Eurotatoria; Adinetida; Adinetidae
Source: the annotation of a GenBank genome assembly